AAAGAGGCAGAUAUAGCCUACCAAUAAAAUUUUCCUGGCUACUAAAUAAAAAAAGGAGCAAGCAGAAAGGCAAUUAAGGCAUAGGAAAACCAAAGGAAGCUCAACUUAACAAAAAACAAAACCACUCGUUAUAACAACAACAGCAACACCAAGAGCCAACCUUCAAACAAAAUGAGUAAAAAACCUACAGUCGGACCCGCGCUCCACAAAGUGAUAAUGGUGGGCAGCGGCGGUGUUGGCAAAUCAGCAUUAACACUACAAUUCAUGUACGACGAAUUCGUGGAAGAUUACGAACCAACCAAAGCAGAUAGUUAUAGAAAAAAGGUCGUUUUAGAUGGCGAAGAAGUACAAAUAGAUAUAUUGGAUACUGCCGGACAGGAGGAUUACGCUGCCAUCAGAGAUAAUUAUUUUCGCAGUGGUGAGGGUUUCCUCUGUGUCUUCUCAAUCACAGACGACGAAAGCUUCCAAGCAACACAAGAAUUCAGGUGA
Messenger RNA from Rhagoletis pomonella (apple maggot), 489 nucleotides. RefSeq names its product ras-related protein Ral-a-like. Bases 172 to 489 code for a protein of 105 amino acids. Gene Ontology annotation, biological process: Ras protein signal transduction. NCBI's taxonomy places the organism in Eukaryota, Metazoa, Arthropoda, Insecta, Diptera, Tephritidae. The transcript is spliced from 2 exons. Gene Ontology annotation, molecular function: GTPase activity; GDP binding; GTP binding. The record is from RefSeq and is a predicted model, not a curated record. Gene Ontology annotation, cellular component: plasma membrane.